Molecule: messenger RNA, 567 nt
Organism: Colletotrichum orchidophilum
Lineage: Eukaryota; Fungi; Ascomycota; Sordariomycetes; Glomerellales; Glomerellaceae
Product: MAC1 interacting protein 1
Exons: 2
Coding region: 1-567 (188 amino acids)
Source: RefSeq, a predicted model, not a curated record
AUGAAGAGGAACAUCAUUCGUCUCUUUGCCGGCGCGAUCUUGCUGGCGAGCGGUGCGGCGGCGGCAGAAAACUGCGCGAGUGUCGCCGUCACCGCGAUUCCUUCCUGCGCACAAAGCUGUUUCCUCGAGGGCGCGUCUUUCGUGGGCUGCGACAGCCUCGACUUCUCAUGUCAGUGCGGAAAGGAGGCGGCUCUCUAUGCUGCUAUUGAACCUUGUGUUGCAACCGGCUGCCCUGCUGCGUCGUUCCAGGCUGUCAUCAACGGAGCUUCAUCUGGAGCGGUCGGUGGCUCAACGGUAUCCGGGUCUUUCGUCUCGGCCAUCUCGGGCUCCGCGAUCGGUUCAUCGCCGGCGAUCGCGACAGCUACGCCGUCUGCAGCCGCUGGAGGUUCUGCGUCUGCCUCAGCAACGCAAGGUGGUGGUGGCGGAGACACAUGGAAUCCCCUUCCCACCUCUUCCCCGUUCUCGACCUCGUCGCCUGUCAAUGCUGCCGGGCGCCAAUCAAACUCAAACUUUGCCAUGCUCGUAGCGGUUGUCGGAAUGGCGGUGUCCGUUGCGGUAGCUCCUUGA